AUUGACAUUUGGAUUUUGGAUUGGAAAGUUUUAGGUAGGUACCGUAGAAAUAGAAUUUUUCAUAUUUUCUUUCUACGAAUUGUUAGCAUAAUAUUGAUAAGAGUUCCUUUGAUAACAAUCGCAUCGAUUACUGUGAUUGUUAACACGCUAACUGCUGUAUGUGUUGAUUGUUGAAUCACGCUACGUCGACGCGGCGAAAAGUUUAUAAUUUUCCUUCAGUUUGUGUGAGACACUCGUUAAGAGCGGCUGCCUGUUUUUUAAGUUGCCUACAUAUUUACAGUAUCAACCAGCCAUGUCUCUACAAGAGCAAUUCGACAAGGCAGCUGCCAACGUUAAGAACCUGAAGACUCUGCCAAGUGAUGCGGACCUCCUGGAGCUGUACGCAUACUUCAAACAGGCCACAGUUGGAGACGCUGAUGCUGCCAACAAACCAGGCCUGUUCGACCUCAGAGGCAAGGCCAAGUUCGAAGCGUGGAGUGGCAAGAAGGGCGUGUCGAAGGAGGACGCACAGAAGGCAUACAUCGCGAAAGCUGACAGCCUCGUCGCUUCCAUUGGACUUCAAUAAAUACUACUUUAAGCUCACAAGAUAACACUACGAAAAUGUCCACACAUUAAUUACAUUACUAAACCUCUAUUGUAAAUUGUCAAGAUGUACUAACGUAAAACGAUUGUUGGUUACGCCAAUGUCAGUUACGACACUUGCUUUAAUUUGUUUAAGCGAGAUUUGCGUGUUAAAAAUACAAAUUCACGUGACGUUAUAACUUGGAGUAUACACGUAUCAAAAAUAAGUUGGCCACAUUUUAUUAUGGUAUAACAUAAUAAUUAAUUCAAAUAUAUACUUGUAUGUUGGUGCUGCAUGUUAAUAUUUGCACAAUUUUCGUAGAAAGAAAUCUAUAAUUCAUGAAUUUUUCUUUGAAGUAAACCAUCAAUUUUUUUUAUUUAAAAUUGACAUUUUCAUAGUGGUGUUAUCAAACAUAUUUAAGUUGUAAGUUUAAGUUAUUUUUCAAAGUUUUCUUAUAACUAUUGCAAUAAGAAGAAGAAAACAGUAUGCUUCCUACUAAACAUAACAGAUAAACGCAUAUUUAUUGUAUGUAAAUGUGAUUUACUACAUAAAAGAGUACUACAUAAAAGAGAAAUUUCGUUGUGACAACGUCUGUAAUUUUGUUAAAGAAUAUUUUUUUUUCAAAUGUUUAUUAAACAAAUGUUAUGACCACAGAUGCAUAAUAUUGAGUAAGUCAAAAAUUAUAAUAAUUUAUGUAUCUUGUGUUAUUUACUGAAUAUGUGGAAUGUUACUAAAUGGGAUAGCUAACACAUUGGUUAGUAAUUUAUAGCAUCAAAAUUGAUACUACGUAAUCAGUUCUAGCAAGAACUGGUGUCAAAAAUCGUUAUUACAAGAAAACAAUGAAUGUAAGGCAUUUAUAUUUUUAUUUGUGUGUACGGUAUAGGUUGGCUUAGGUUACUACUUCAUCACAAUUAGUAAUAUUACAGAAUAAAAGUGACCAACAUAAUAUAUACAUACAACACAACAUAUAUAAUACUACUUGCAACGUAACAUGAAUUAUGAUGUUUUUCGUGACAAUUAUCAGUGGCGUAACUAUGUUUAUCAUCUAAACGAAUUAAUUGUGAGGGCCUCUUAAAAAUAUUCUUGAGUUCACGGCCUCGCGGGCGGGCCCUUUGAGCCGUGGGCCCGUGUCAUUUUGCCAACCCUGACACUAGUUACGCCAAUGACUGUAGGUCAAAUAUUUUUAAAAAUUGUACUAACAUUUUCUUCCUGGGCCCGUGUCAUUUUGCCAACCCUGACACUAGUUACGCCAACGACUGUAGAUCAAAUAUUUUUAAAAAUUGUACUAACAUGUGCUUCCGUAACAUUUGAAAUAUUAUCGUAAGUAUAACUUUUUUUUUGGUCACCGUCUGGUCACUUUUGUUCAGUAAAAUAAAUAAAAAUAAAUGGUG
Messenger RNA from Bicyclus anynana (squinting bush brown), 1953 nucleotides. It is a transcript of the gene ACBP, whose product is annotated as acyl-CoA-binding protein homolog. Gene Ontology annotation, biological process: fatty acid metabolic process. The record is from RefSeq and is a predicted model, not a curated record. The transcript is spliced from 4 exons. The coding region runs from base 293 to 565 and encodes 90 amino acids. Gene Ontology annotation, molecular function: fatty-acyl-CoA binding. NCBI's taxonomy places the organism in Eukaryota, Metazoa, Arthropoda, Insecta, Lepidoptera, Nymphalidae.